This is a messenger RNA of Mya arenaria, 900 nucleotides long. RefSeq names its product multiple epidermal growth factor-like domains protein 10. Lineage: Eukaryota; Metazoa; Mollusca; Bivalvia; Myida; Myidae. The record is from RefSeq and is a predicted model, not a curated record. The transcript has 7 exons. Gene Ontology annotation, molecular function: scavenger receptor activity. The coding region runs from base 1 to 900 and encodes 299 amino acids.
AUGGCUCCGGCACUCGUCUAUUUGUCUUCUGAUUACUCAAAAAUGAAUGCAAUUGACAACGUUAUUGCGAACAAUACUGAUGAUUGUGGAUGCUGCAGCGCAACGGCAAGCAACAACUGGUGGCAGAUUGACCUUGGAAAGAAAUACCUAAUUGAGGAAAUAAGGGUUUAUGGGAGGGGAUCUGCAUGCCUUUUUGGUCACUACGGAUAUGGAUGUCUACCCGAAGGACAUUGUGCUUUAGAAUACGAUACGGCCAUAGGGGCGUGCUCAUCGUGCGUACCGGGAUGGGAAGGGGAUGCAUGUAACCAUGCUUGUGCCCCCGGAGAAUAUGGACCAGGGUGUACGUCAGUCUGUGGCUUCUGUAGGGAUGGCCACAUAACGUGCAAUACGCAUAAUGGGCAUUGUCCAAACGGAUGUUCCGCUGGAUACAAAGGAGACAUUUGUACAACACCAUGUGAUCCCGGAGAGUAUGGACCAGGGUGUAUAUUAUGUGGUCAAUGUGGUGAUGGUAACACAACGUGCAACACAGACAAUGGCUAUUGUCCACAGGGGUGUGCAUCUGGAUUCAAAGGGGAUUUGUGUAAUUUACCCUGUGCUCCUGGAGAGUUUGGACUAAACUGUUCAUCAAACUGUGGCUACUGUCAUGAUGGCAACACGCCAUGCGACGCUUCCAACGGGCAUUGUCCAACCGGAUGUGCCGCUGGAUACAAAGGAGACUUCUGUAAAACCACCUGUGACCCCGGGAAUUAUGGACUGGGAUGUACAUCAAACUGUGGUCAGUGUCGUGAUGGAAAUACAACGUGCAACAUUGACAACGGUCACUGUCCGAAUGGAUGUGCUUCUGGGUUCAAAGGAGAAACAUGUCAAACCCUGGGUUCAACCCCAGGAACAAGACGAUAG